UUUGUUUUCUGUUUUGUUUUUCGUUUCGUGUUUAGUUUUCUCCCCGUUCAUUUGUAAAUUAAGUUGUAAAAACAGUUUACUAAGAGUUUCAUCUGCUACGAACUAGGGAAAUUCACGCCACUCCAGUGCCUUCCGAAGGACAACGAGGAGUGCAUUUAAAUUUCGUCGUCGGAGUGCGUCUGCCCGUGUGUGCGUGGGCCAGCAGCAACAGGUUUUCCAACUCAACUCGGCGCGCCACCUCAGUUUUCAUUUGUUUUCGAUAUUCCGAGGCGUUCGGUUCGCGCUGCGGGAAAAUCGAAUUGCAAUUUGAGGCAACGCUCAGUGGAAAACGAGGCAACCCGUUUCUCGCACUCGGCAUCGCAGGUGUGUGGCGUCGCUCGGCGGUUCCAACGGGUUUUCCAGGAGGCUUUUGGCCCACAACAAGACGAAACUUGGCCAUAAUAUCACAGUUAACAAGUGCCACCGCAUCUCUGGGCCGACAAGUGUGUGCGCGUGUGUGUGUGUGUGUUUGGAAUACGCGUUUUCCGAGAAAAACCUCAACUCGAAACACGUAAAAAUCGAAAUGAAAAUGGAAAGUGUUCGGCGAUCACGAUCAUCAGUUUAGGCCCGUUUUCGAGCCAAAUAAACGAACCAACCCAACGGCAGCGAAAAAGAGAGCUUCCCCCGACCGCAAUGGAAGCUCAAUGACAAAUUAAUUAAUAAAACGGCAAAAUGAAGAAGCGUUCAAAGGUUAUCUAAACAUACCCGCAAACAAGCGAAACAAAGCGAAACCAAAACAAUAAAGACCGAACAAAAAGUAUUAAAAAACGACACUCGAAUGCAAUGGCAAGAAAAAACGCUAGUUGUUGUUAGAUAGCUUGAAAAACAUUUCGAUUGUGUGAGGGAGCGUGAUAGAAGCUAGAGAUACAGACGGGCCUAAAAUGCCAAUAAUCACGGCCACGACAACGUCGACAGCCGGCGGAGGAGCAGGUGUGGCGGCCAGGGGCGUGGCCACCGCCAAGUCGCCCACCGAUUACCUAAUGCUCCAGCAGCAGCAGCAGCAGCAACAGCAGCAACAUCAGCAGCAGCAACAGCCACAGCACUUCGGCAAUCACUUCUAUCAACAGCAGCAGCCCCAACAGUUGGCGCCUCUGACUGCUUCCCACCAGCACCAGCACUCGCAUCCACAUCCACAUCCACAUCCACAUCCUGUUGCCGCUCCGACCAGUUUUGCAACAUUUAACGGAAACUCGAAUCUAAAUUCUAGCCUUGCCAACGGAAGCAGCAGAAAAUUCAAUUGCAGCCGCGACAACGUGGACGAUAAUGCCGAUGCCGGCGAAAUUGCGGCAGCUCCCCAGACAUUGUCCGCCGGCGCAGAUGUGGUUGGUAACGGGAGCGGCAGCGGGAUUGGGAUUGGGAACGGGGACAAGUCUGCCGGCUUAGCGCCACCAGGUGGCCAUCAUCUGCGCCCGCCACCGCCGCCGGCACUCAAGAAAUCCACCGCACCGGCCUCGGCCAUCGGGAGUUCCGCCUCUCGCGAGGAUGUCGCCUCGUUGAGUGGCACCUCCUCGCUGAACAGCCAGAUGUCGGUGCAUAAUCAGUUCAUCUCCGGAUUGCCGAGCAACGGCGUCGGCAUCGCCAGCAAUGGAGUCAACGGAGGAGGACCAAGCACCGGACGAGGCGGUGCGCCGAGCAGCAUCCUCAAAGGCAGCAAGGAGAACCUGCUGCAGAACACCUACUACAAUGGCGAGACAGGGGACAGCAGUCUGGGCAGCGAGUGCGGAGGGGGAGAUGUCCAGCAGCAAAACCUCGAGAGGAACGAUGAUCCGGGCGACGGACUGGGACCUCUGCCACCCAAAUGGGAGACUGCCUACACGGAGCGGGGAGAACUCUACUUCAUUGAUCAUAACACCGGAACCUCCCACUGGCUUGAUCCGCGGCUCUCCAAGUAUCAGAAAAAGUCGCUCGAGGAUUGCUGUGAGGAUGAGCUGCCCUAUGGGUGGGAGAAGAUAGAGGACUCCAUGUAUGGCAUGUACUUUAUCGACCAUGUGAACCGGCGAACGCAGUACGAGAACCCAGUGCUGGAGGCCAAGCGAAGGGCGGCGGAGCAAAGUCAACAACAACAGCAGCAUCAGGAACAGCGCUCCAAGACGCCCACUGUGCUGCCAGAGACCCUGCCCGCGGACGCGUCUGAGGAGCAGGAGCAUCAACAGGAGGAGGCCCCUAUGAAGCUGCCCUACAAGUUCACCCGUAAUCCUGCCGAGCUGCAAGGACAGCGUGUGAACACCACGCUGCUGAAGUCAUCGCGCGGCCUGGGUUUCACCAUCGUGGGAAGCGACGGAAGCGCUGGAGGGGAUGUGGAGGAGUUCCUGCAGAUCAAGACGGUGGUGCCCAAUGGUCCCGCCUGGCUGGAUGGUCAGCUGCAAACGGGUGAUGUCCUGGUCUACGUAAAUGACACCUGCGUGCUGGGCUACACACAUCACGACAUGGUCAACAUAUUUCAAUCGAUUUUGCCCGGCGAGAGGGCAUCCCUGGAAGUAUGUCGUGGAUACCCGCUGCCCUUUGACCCAAAUGACCCCAACAAUGAGGUGGUGACCACCAUGGCGGUGGAUGGACGGGAUUCUGAGAAGCAGCGUCGCCUCAAUAUGGACGGCAACUACAAUUUCUUGGACUUGUCCGGGGAAGGAGCCAAAAAAGCGAGUGGUGCCGGCAGUGGCUUUAUUCUGAUGAAGAAGCCUGAGCUCUACACCUUCUCGAUCAUGAAGGGCUCCAUGGGUUUCGGUUUCACCAUCGCCGAUUCCGCCUGUGGUCAGAUAGUGAAGAAGAUCCUGGACCGCAACUGCUGCACCCAGUUGAUGGAGGGGGAUGUACUGCUAGAAAUCAACGGCUUAAAUGUGCGCAACAAGCCGCACUUCUAUGUGGUGGAGCUGCUCAAGGAGUGCAGCCAGACGACGCCCACAGUGGUGAAGAUUCAGCGAACGCCGCCUGACCAACCGAUCAAUAAUACGCUCGCCCAACUCAACCAGGUGGGCAAUGUGGCCAAGUUGCGGAAGAACUUCGUUGGCAGCGGCCUUUUUCGCAGUAAGACGCCCACAGCGGAUCUGUACAGCACCCAGGUGAAGGAGGUGCUCCCCAUGCGCCCAAAGACCCCCUUGGUGGACACGCGGCGUGCACGGGUUCAGACGCCCAGUAACGAGAUUGAUGGCGAUGGUGGCGAGGCGACAGCUACGGAGAGAGAGGCCAGGCAACCGCUUCAGCUGCAGACUCAGGGCAAGUCGAACAGCAGUCUGCAGGACUUGGACGACAUUCCCUAUAUGGAUCCAUAUCCCAAGAUAAGCCGGCUGAGCGAGCGUCUAGCGGAGGUGACACUCCAGGGAGACACCAAUGGGGGUAUCUACGGGUUGCCGCCCAGUAUGCAGCCCCUCCCGUUGCCACUGGCUCACCACGAGUCCUGCUAUUGUUAUGAUUGCCAGGCCCAGCGCUACCGCCCGGGUUACUAUGUCCAAGCCCAGCAGGCAGCCAUGUCUGGAAGCACCGGGCAGUACUCGCCGCUGCAGACGGCGCAUCUCCAGAACGAGCGGAUCCAGCGACGCGUCAACGAACUGCUCAGCGAUCGCAGGCGUGUGGGCUUCGCCAACCUAGAUCCUCCUCACCAUCAGCAGCAGCAACCGCAGCAGAUGCAACACUCGCCCAGUUGGCGCAAUGGUGCUCUGCUAGACGCCUCCGAGGAUGCGGAUCAGUGCGAAUUGACCGAGGUUACCCUGGAGCGCCAGGCUCUGGGCUUUGGCUUUCGCAUUGUUGGCGGUACCGAGGAGGGCUCCCAGGUUACCGUUGGUCACAUAGUCCCGGGUGGUGCCGCCGAUCAGGACCAGCGCAUUUCCACCGGCGACGAGAUCCUCAGCAUUGAUGGCAUCAAUGUGCUCAACUCUUCGCACCACAAAGUUGUCUCUUUAGUGGGGGAAUCAGCGCUGCGCGGGCAGGUCACCAUGAUCCUUCGUCGGCGCCGUACUCCACUACUGCAGCAGGCUCCAGUCAGCACACAACUGCGUCGUUAUCCUUAUGACGUGAUUGUCAGCCGGCAUGAAAACGAGGGCUUCGGAUUUGUUAUUAUAUCUUCAUCGAACCACUAUUACGGUUCGACAAUAGGAAAACUAAUACCCGGCAGCCCGGCGGAUCGCUGUGGAGAGCUCAAAGUGGGCGAUCGCAUAGUGGCAGUGAACCGGAUCGAGAUUGCCGGCAUGUCGCACGGCGAUGUAGUGAAUCUCAUCAAGGAGUCUGGUCUGCAUGUGCGGCUCACCAUUGGUGUUCCGCUGAAGGAGGGCGGUCCCAGUCCUGGAGGCAGUAGCGCCGGGGUGGCCAGCAACACACCCAUGCAGGCAUCACCUAGUCUCCUGAAGGCACAACUCGCCCACCAGCAGCAACUCCCUCCGCAGCAGCAACAGCAUCUUCAGCAGGCCCAGCUUAACCACCACCACCAGCAUCUGGAGAUGCCUAUGUCGAUGCCCAUGCCAGGAAACGGAACCUACUUGGAGCGACCCAGCAACAAUAUCGCGGCCACAUUGGCGCUGCACCAGCAGCCACAGUUAUGACUCUGAGACCUACGCAUUCGGCUCUACAAGAGCUUUCUAUAGUUUUAGAUCGAUUGCAGGCGCACAGUUUGUACUUUACACCACAAAGUACCAACCCCAAAGACUGAAAUUAGUAGCAUAUAUAAGUCAAACCGAUUGCGAGUCCGGAAACGGUUCGCGAAUAAGGUAUUUAUACCAGUUUUAAUAAGAUACGAUUUAUCGUCCUAGGCUUAGCUAUUGCUUUUACUUAAUCUUUUAGAGAAUUGGCCAGUUUGUAAGACAUUUAAAGAUUUUGUUUUAUAUAUGUAAGAAUUGUACAAAUGUAAAGGACUUUAAUAUUUUACCUUGAGUAUGUAUGUUAUUGAAUCACGCUAGACAUUAAGUUGCAUUUAUCAAAUAUAUAUACAUAUUAUAUGUAAAGUA
This is a messenger RNA of Drosophila biarmipes, 4970 nucleotides long. RefSeq names its product membrane-associated guanylate kinase, WW and PDZ domain-containing protein 2 (gene Magi). Gene Ontology annotation, cellular component: cytoplasm. The transcript has 6 exons. The record is from RefSeq and is a predicted model, not a curated record. Gene Ontology annotation, molecular function: protein binding. Gene Ontology annotation, biological process: hippo signaling. Lineage: Eukaryota; Metazoa; Arthropoda; Insecta; Diptera; Drosophilidae. Bases 921 to 4568 code for a protein of 1215 amino acids.